Messenger RNA from Durusdinium trenchii, 1517 nucleotides. NCBI's taxonomy places the organism in Eukaryota, Dinophyceae, Suessiales, Symbiodiniaceae. The record is from the annotation of a GenBank genome assembly.
CCGACUCGUCUCGGUUAGUCGGCCGGCCGGAUACUCCACACCAUCAAGUUUGUUACUACUAGUAAGGCACUUUGUUUCUGGUCGUUUCCAGAUCAAACACGCCAUUGCCGGCGUUGGCCGCUCGCCCUUCGCCGCUGGCCAGCGCCGCCUCUACGAUAGCCCCAAGCCACUGGGAUUGCGAGCAGUGUAGUGGCAGGUGCUGGGAGUGCACAUGGCCAACGCCACGGACGUGAUUUUCAGAUUCAUCCUGCAGGUAUCCCUGUCCGUGGAACGCUUCUCCAGAUGGUUGGAAGAGGUAGCUGUGCCAGCUCUCAGACAGAGCUCCGAGAACGGUUGGAGCUAUCAGGUGGGGCCAAGUGCUGUGCUUCGUGGCUCAGACUCAGCUGGCCAAGUGGUGGAUGUGCAGUGGUCAUUCAAACAUGGGCCUCAGGACCAGGGAGACUCCUCGAGAGUCCUCCAACCCGGACACGAAACAUGUGACUGACUGGCUACACCCCUUUUCAACCACCCCUGGCCUGAUUGGCUUAGAUAUGCCACAUACAUGGAGAGGGCCCAGGCAACAGAAAAUAGCACCAAACAUGCGACUGACUGGGGGAGUCUAUCAGACUAUCUCAGACAAUCUCAGACUCCAACAGACUCUUGAGGUUUUGCUUCAACCCAUGAGACCUGCGACCCCACGACCCCACGACCCAUGGUGCUUCAAAGAUUCGACGACUUUCUUGAUGACAGCUGUAGCACCCCAAACCCGCAGCAGCUGUAGCACGCAUGCACUCAGUGUUUUCCACACAUUUGCCAACACCUGGGUGUUUGUCUACCCUGCUCAGGAAAGCCUGGACUGGAUUCUUUGCAGCAUGAAUGUAUCUUCCAAAGCUACCGGCGAUCCACCGGUUGUAGCUGCUUUUUGCCUUGGAGCCUACGAUUCAAAUUUCCUUUUGCGCUUCGGCAUGGCUCGACGCGACGACGAUCGACCGGCGGCGCUCGAUGGGCGGCACUUCUUUGAACUGGAGUCUUUGCGGAUACCUUUGCAGCUAACACCUCUUGCAAGCAAGCAUCGUGGCGAGUUUACGUAUUGUACCAUGCGAGGUGCCGGCAGAAGCACCUGCCGUGGUUGCUACUUUGAUCAGUUGGAUGAUCCUGAUGCAGCUACCUCUGAGAGCUGUGCCAAAUGUGCAUUUGUCGCUGGCUUGGAAGAUGUUUACUCACAUUUACAAGACCAUGACUUUCUCGCCGAGAUGGAGCGUUGGCUGCUGGGCUGGCGAGAUCCGCGAGGGAUGCGUCGGAGGUGGCUGUCCUUGACCUUGGAGCGGAGCGAGUCCGCUUUGUCGUGCGUGGCGGAGCGAGUGGUGUCCUUCGUUUUCCCGGAGGGACAUCCCUUAGACACGAUCCAAGCGGAAGAUCUGAGGUAUCCGAGGUAAACAAUUGUAGGCGAUGCCCUUGUACAGUGUACAGACCGGUUGGCCUAGCUUUGGUUUCGGGCAGGUCAACUUUCGCACCUGAGAAUUCCUGAGGAAAGUGAG